Messenger RNA from Anthostomella pinea, 1323 nucleotides. Lineage: Eukaryota; Fungi; Ascomycota; Sordariomycetes; Xylariales; Xylariaceae. The record is from the annotation of a GenBank genome assembly.
AUGGCACCUGCUCCAGUGAUCGACGACACGGAAAUGGACAUGGCAGGCCAAGAGCCUGGCGAGGACGAGGAGCAAAGAGUCAUAAACGAGGAGUACAAGACGUGGAAGAAGAACUCACCAUUCCUCUAUGAUAUGAUCCUGAGCACCGCGCUUCCCUGGCCGACCCUCACGGUCCAGUGGUUCCCCGACGUCAAGGAACCCGAGGGCAAGAACUGCCGAAUCCACCGAGUCCUCAUUGGAACCCACACCUCGGACGAGAAGCCGAAUUACCUUCAGAUCGCCGAGGUUGAGAUCCCCAAGUCGGUCCACCCCAACGCACGGGAUUACGAUGAAGACCGCGGCGAGAUCGGCGGUUAUGGCAAGUCAUCGGCGUCGGGCGAUAUCACAGCCAUGAAAUGGAACGUGGUGCAAAAGAUUGACCACCCCAAUGAGGUCAACAAAGCGCGGUACUGCCCGCAAAACCCUGAUCUAAUCGCUACCUUGGCCACCGACGGCCGCAUCCUCGUUUUCGACCGAACCAAGCACAGCUACGAGCCUAAUGGCAGACUUAAUCCUCAAAUCGAGCUCAAGGGCCACAGGAAGGAGGGCUUUGGUCUGAACUGGAGUCCCCACGUCCAAGGAUCACUGGCUUCGGGCAGCGAGGAUGAGACAGUCUGUCUCUGGGACCUCCAGUCGCUGCAGAGCGGAAGCAAUACUCUCAGCCCCGCACGCCGCUACACGCACCAUGCCCACGUCGUAAACGAUGUGCAGUACCACCCGAUCUCCAAGAGCUUCAUCGGAAGUGUCUCGGAUGACCUGACCCUGCAGAUCCUGGAUGUGCGACAACCUUCGAAUUCUCAGGCGUCAUUGGUGGCCAGAAACGGCCACAGUGAUGCCAUCAAUGCCCUGGCCUUCAACCCGUCGACAGAGGUGUUGGUGGCCACUGCAUCUGGGGAUAAUACCAUAGGCAUAUGGGACCUCAGAAACGUCAAGGAAAAGGUGCAUACCCUCGAGGGUCACCAGGAUGCGGUGACUUCGCUUUCGUGGCACCCACAUGAGGCCGGCAUCCUCGGCAGCGCCAGCUAUGAUAGGCGAAUAAUAUUCUGGGACCUGAGCCGAGUCGGCGAGGAGCAGCAACCCGAUGACCAGGAGGACGGACCUCCAGAGCUGCUGUUCAUGCAUGGUGGUCAUACAAACCACCUCGCUGAUUUCAGCUGGAAUUUGAACGACCCCUGGCUGAUUGCCAGUGCCGCUGAGGACAAUAUGCUCCAGAUCUGGAAGGUCGCCAACUCGAUCGUCGGCAAGGACGAGGCGGACCUCCCGCUGGAUGAGCUUGGCAGGUAA